CAGCGAAAGGAGUGCAUUUAAAACUAUUUAAAAAGUUUGAACAUUCUUUCAAAUCACAUUUAUUUUUUGUGUUAAAUAUGGCACUGCCUCAGACGGGAACAAAACCUUUGACUUUUAUUCCCGGUGCAUCCCGCGAGGAAGAUAAAGACAUUGUAUGUGACCAUUGUCGGUUAAAGGAUAAAAUUGUAGAGGCUCAGACGUAUUGUGUAAACUGCAAGAAAUAUAUGUGCUUCGAUUGUAAACUAGAACAUCAGAAUGCUGACGUUUCAAAGACGCAUAUCAUUGUGCAAGGCACUGAUAUGCCCAAGGAGAGACUUCAUCACGCGAGAGUACCAGUGCGAUCAUGUGAAAAACAUGUUUAUAAAAUGGUUGAAUAUUAUUGUCCGCACCAUAUGGAAGUUUUCUGCCACGAGUGUAAAGAUGGACGACAUUUUCGUUGUCAUGAUAUUAAUGACAUUAAAAGUCUAGCGAAAGGGAUAAAAAGUGGGCGUGAUCUCCCAAGGACUAUACAAGAAGUAAGAAAAAUGAUUCUUCAGUUUGAGAAAUUGAAAACAUACAAGGAAGCCCAGGAUGAUCGCAUGGAAGAACAGCUCGUGGCAUGUUUAAAAGACAUACAUAAACUUAGAAUCCAGGUGAAUACAGCAUUUGAUGCACUAGAGAGAAAAAUCAAACUGGAAAUUGAAUCUAAAACUAGAAAAGAGGUCACUGAAAUAAGGAACGUUAGAAAUGAAUGCACGAGACGAAUCAAUAUCCUUCAAGAUGAAUCUAGACAACUUGAGGCAAUUAAAAGUUUGGAUGAAUCCCAAUGCUUCAUAUCAAUGUUACAUGCACAGAAUAUAAAGGCUGAGUGUGAUGCUGUCCUUAAAAAGAUUAUGAAAGAAAAGAGUGAAAGGCAGAUGGACUUUGAGCCAAACCACAAACUAAUACAGUUUCUAAAGACUUUCGAUAGCUUCGGGACGAUAAAGACUUCACUAGCUAAACACUCGGAUGCAAGCAAAGUCUUCACACCAACACCUCUACCAUCGAUGGAUCUUCCAUCUAACAUGCUAUCAACACUAAAAGGAGGUAAAGAUUUUGUACCUUGCGGCGAGCACGUCAUUCAUUCUCCAGAAGACACCAAGACGUCGUGCGCAAUUACCGGGGCAACAUUUCUGGCGGACGGAAGACUGCUUCUUGUUGACAACAGGAACCGUAAUGUCAAAUUGUUUGACCAAGCGAUCCAGCUUAAAUCAUAUGUGACAGUUUCUAGUCCACCUUGUGAUAUCGCAGCCCUUAACAACCGGGAAGCGGUAGUGACAAUUCCGGAUAAGAAACAGCUAGAUUUUCUCAUGAUGGAUCCGGAUCUCCGUCUUACCAGGACAGUGCACACAGAACUUGGUUGUCAUGGAAUCAACGUGCUUGAAAAAGGUUUGCUGGUAACAUGUUAUAGUCACGGUCUGGUUCUACUAAUGGAUUUGGAGGGAAAAAUAAAGCAAAGAUUUGACCGUGAUGUGAACGGUUAUUCCCUAUUCCAGGGGCCUUACUUUAUUGCUCCGAAUCCAAAGCGGGACAGAUUUUAUGUGUCCGAUAAGGCGGCUAAUGAAGUUCUUGAAGUGACUACUGCUGGAAAAAUACUUUUCAGAUACCAUUCAAAAGAAUUAGAAGCGCCUGGUUACAUCACUGUUGACAAGGAGGGAGCAGUGUUUGUAUGUGGUCGCGACUCUAAAAACGUUCACAUGAUCAAUUCUCAUGGGCGCAAAAUUAAGGUAUUUCUAGCCGAUGACGGGGCGGAGGGAAGCGCUAUCUGCUAUCGGGCAUCCGACGGACUGUUUGUUCUAUGUAGCAACAACUCAGAUAGAGUUCGAACUUAUAAGCUGCUUUGAAGGCAGUCUGUCCUAUAUUUGAUAAGCCGUUACUGCGCUGGAGACGUGUGCGUGUAAUGUAUGUAAUAUAUGUGGUUUUACCACCCAAUAGUAGCACUAUAUUUCUGCCGAGAAUUUUGUCCUACGCCAAAAAUAUAUAAGUGGUCGAUAAAACAAUUUAAUAAUAGGAUUUGUUAGUGACCCUCCACAGAAAUAUGUGGGGUCGUGUGGUAAAUAAAUAAAUUUGAAUUAGCGGAAAUCUUGACGGUUUACCUUUGAUUUUGUUUUAUAUUCUAUAUAUGUAGUGUAAAAUAACAUGUACUUUCACAAAAGUUUGUUUCUGAUGGUUUUCAUGGUUUUCGCCUUAUUGAGCUAUUUCCUUUUUGACGAAGUACUUCAGAAGAUCAAAGAGGUCAAACCGAAUCAAGGCAGAUUUGCGUGUCUUUAUCACACCUGAAAAGAACUAGUUUGCUGAUUUGGUUAUUUUUUUACAAGUUUGUUUAUGUAUGACUUAAUACCUAAAAGGAAACAGUCAUUAACAUGCAUAUGAUAUUUGUAUAGUCUUUUAUAAUUCAUCUAUAUGAACGGUCAUUUACAUGUAUAGUUUUACUGUUUUUUUAUAGUUUAUUUCUUUUCUUUACGUCUCAUCUGUAUACAUCAUAUACAUACAACACUGUCAAUUAGUUAACAUAUAAAAAGUAUACAGCCGCUCUAUACAGAGCUACAAGAGACAAUAUGUAUAUUUAUGUAAAUGUAAAUGGAAGAGAUUCAAAUAAACUAAUAAGAUAUAUGCAUUGUGUACUGUCUCAACUUGCUGAUUGUUUUAUGAUGCACGGGUUAUACCUGGAAUUAAAAUUCAUUUAAAAUAAAUCAUAUUUUUGAAAUUAA
Molecule: messenger RNA, 2729 nt
Organism: Mercenaria mercenaria
Lineage: Eukaryota; Metazoa; Mollusca; Bivalvia; Venerida; Veneridae
Exons: 2
Coding region: 78-1862 (594 amino acids)
Biological process (GO): positive regulation of DNA-templated transcription
Cellular component (GO): nucleoplasm; chromatin
Molecular function (GO): ubiquitin-protein transferase activity; zinc ion binding
Source: RefSeq, a predicted model, not a curated record